Messenger RNA from Naumovozyma castellii, 552 nucleotides. It is a transcript of the gene FMP23, whose product is annotated as Fmp23p. Lineage: Eukaryota; Fungi; Ascomycota; Saccharomycetes; Saccharomycetales; Saccharomycetaceae. The record is from RefSeq and is a predicted model, not a curated record. The transcript has a single exon. The coding region runs from base 1 to 552 and encodes 183 amino acids.
AUGAAUAAGCUAGUAACACGUUAUUUCUCAGCGAACCUUCGUCUAUGUUCAAGGUUGGCCUCUAAUAGAUUAAUAAUACCUCCAUUAGCUCAUAUUAAUGGUGGAUCAGCAACCCAAAAAAUUAAAGAUAAAAAGAAGAAUUUUAUCAAAGUUGGAGAAUACAGACAGUUGCCAGAAGACAAUCCGAUUGAAAAGUAUUAUGAUGAGAUAGAAACAUUUUCAAAAGCCUGUUUAGAAAAGCAAUUGAAGAAAAACUAUUCAGACUUUGAAGGGAAUCCAGAUGAACUAGUCUUUGAAAUUGAAAAAUACGUAGAGUCACAAAUUAUACCGAAAUAUUCUGUUUUGGAUGAAGAUCGAGAAAAGACUACCCCAUCUUUACCAUCAAUGGUUUAUUGUAAAACUUUAGGUGACAAGUUGGUUAUUGAAAGGUACAUUUCCUUUGCAAGAGCUGUCAGAUUGGCACUUAUUUUUAAUGGAGGUCAUCCUUUUAUCUUUGAUCUAAUGUUACAAGGAAGGUCUGUGUUUGACAAAAUAGGUGAGAAAACUAAGUGA